This is a messenger RNA of Bactrocera latifrons, 6096 nucleotides long. It is a transcript of the gene cnc, whose product is annotated as segmentation protein cap'n'collar. Lineage: Eukaryota; Metazoa; Arthropoda; Insecta; Diptera; Tephritidae. The record is from RefSeq and is a predicted model, not a curated record. Gene Ontology annotation, cellular component: nucleus. The transcript is spliced from 11 exons. Gene Ontology annotation, molecular function: DNA-binding transcription factor activity, RNA polymerase II-specific; RNA polymerase II cis-regulatory region sequence-specific DNA binding. Bases 2052 to 6059 code for a protein of 1335 amino acids. Gene Ontology annotation, biological process: regulation of transcription by RNA polymerase II.
GAACAAACCAAGAAACAAAACACCGACACUCCUUUUCUAAACAAACCAUUCCAUAUGAUUGUAUGCAAGUUUGUAUUCGCGAAUAGCCUACCCCAACCCACUCGCAUGCUAAGCAGCGUCUUUAGCAAACAACAAAGAAAUUCACAUUGCGCAUCAAAAACACAAUAAUAACAGCAACAACAACAGCGCAUGCAUUUGUUGUAAAACCAAAGUGAAUUGGGUUGUGCUCAUAGUAAUGUGUGUGUGAGUGGGUGUGCGUGUAUAUGAGCGGGCGGUGAAUCAUGCGCGAAUAUACGAAAUGUAACAGCGAUGUCGGCUGUGAUAUCGUUCUGCUACGAAUCGCAUUCGUCGAGUAGACAUACGAUUGUAAAAUAUAGACAAAGCGCAUUUAACAUAAAACAAAAACAAAAACAAAAAAAAAAAAGACACAAUAAAAGAAUAGUGUUGAACGCAUUUUGCCGCCUCUGAGCCAAAACGGUGCGCGCUUAUGAAAUAUUCAAUUAUUCUAAUGAAGACAACAAAGCCGUUGAAGUGUUACACUGCGGAAGAGGCAAAAAGUGAAUAAUAAAAAAUAAAUUUAAUAAUUUAAUCUACCUAGUGCAGUUGAGCUAUUUACGGUUUGACACUAUUGGUCAAGUUAAAUGUGAGGAAAUUACAAAAGUAUUCGUUAUCUGCAUUAGUGAAAGUACGUUCGCCAAGUUCAAGGACACGCGCGUAGAGCGUGCGAUAGCAGCAGAUCAUCAACAGAAUUUUUUUUUUUUACAAAAACAACGAAUAAGUGAAUAUUGUGUUAGAAAAUUAACGACGCAGUACACAACGAAAGUAAUAACAAGAGUUUCAGCAACAACAACAACAAAAAUUCGCAAAAUCAAAUAAAUAUCUCCACAACACCAACAACACAUAAUGCGUGUGUGGAAUUCGCAAUUUUCACCGUACAGUGACCUGUAAUCAUAAAAAAAAGUUCAACUGAAAUCAAACUUGCACCUACCCUCCAGACAGCAGAGCACCCCCCUUGUUCACACCCUGAAAAUAUACAAUAACAACAAGCAAUAAGAAAAUUAACACAAACAAACAAGUUCUGUGUACGUGUGCGACUGCUUUUUCUGAAUUUGUGCGAAAUAACUGGUGCUUUCGCGAAUAUAGACAACCUUGUCGGCAUUUGUGUGUGCGCAUCUGUGUCUGUGAGAGUUUGCAUGACUACCACGUGGGCGCAAGGACAAACAUCACAUAACACAGGAUCAUUCAACUUGUAACAGCGCAAUUGCAAUCGCAAAUUUCAACAAGUAUUCUUUUUUAUUGCUUUGGAGAAAAUACAACAAUAUUCCACACACCCGCGCCGCCAAAGUGCUGUCAUUGUCAACGUCGUUGCAAUUGGCUAGCAGCCUUCUUCGGCGGUUUUGUUUUAUGCUUAAACCCCAGUCUGAGGGUCAGCUGCUGUGUGGCAAGUAAAUUGCGUAGCAAUAUUGGCUCUUCCUCUCCGGCUGUUUGGCGUGUGUACCGAACAUAGUGCUGGCGCAAAAUAAAAAACCCAAAAGCGCUUUUAAUUAAUUGUGGGUUAAUUGCGAUUUAACGUUGCGAGGGAUAAAGAGAACGCUUGUGUGCACCAAAAACAACAAAUAAAGAUUUAAAAGAGCAACAACAGUAAAUCCAUAAAGCAAUUUGUUGUACAAAAACGACUGCAGUAAAAGUCAGAAACAAUUAAACAUUGCGCCAACUGAAAUCGGGGCAGAUUCGUAACACCCCCGAAGAACAGAAAAUUAUUAGAUAAUCACAUAUUUAUGGUUUAUUUCAAAUCCGACUAAAUUAAAGCAGCAAAGUCAAAGCACCAACGCACAAAUUAACCUCAAAUUCAAGGCAACGCGCCGCGGCGUCUGCGUUGCCGUCGCCGUCGACACUGAAAGCUGAUUGUCACAGUUAGACUGUGACAUUUCACACACUUUUCGGGGGUCGGAGGGUAGGGGUGACACGUGGUUGCAGGAGUCUUGCGCUCACCACAGCGUUAAAUAACUACGCUAGUAUUACCGUUAGCGCUAGCUUCACAACGGCUCAACAUGAUAUCGAACAAGAAAUCGUACGCCAUGAAGAUGCUGCAGUUAGCAUUAGCCUUGAGCUUGCUGCACGUGGAUCCGGAUAAUUUCCUACAGCAACGCCUGCGCAAUUGGGAUUCACAGUUGGAGUUGCGCGAUGGCGAUGGCUGGGAGCUGGAAAUGUUGCGCGCCGUGCCGAUGGUGGAGUAUCCGUAUGCGAAUCGCAAAACUAUGAUGCCACUCAUAGAGGAUCUAAUACGCUACGAUCGUCAACACGAUGCCACACCGCCGCAAUAUAACGUAACCGCUUACAUGUUGAAUGUGCAAAAUGAUGGUGGCACCAAUCAAACCGCCACGCUACCGGAGCUGCAGGCAACAACGAGUACGACAACGAGCACCGCUAGUAGUGUGAAUGUGGCCGGUGCUGCGGCCUUGGAACAGGCUGCUAAUGCGGCUGCGGCUGCUGCGGCGGCCAGCACGAAUGCCAGCAAUAUGGGUUUGCCCGCUUCGGAGUUGGAUGUGUUUCUCAAUUCGGAGAACUUUCAAGAUCAGCGUUCGGUAUGGGAGCAGAACUUGGCCGAUCUGCGUGAUUUUGGUGAUUUGGCCGUCAACAAUCCCUACGCUGGCUUACCGCUGAAAGAUGAGCCGCACAACAACACCUAUAUUGAUGUUAAUUUGGAUAUGUUUUUUCCGAGUUUCGCGAGCGCAGUGGCGGGCGGUGUCGCCGUUAAGGAGGAAACAGUCGGCGCAGGCGCAUUAAAUGAUACUUUUCCCGAACCGGCCGAUAUUGCUAGCAUUAAAACCGAACAGCUCGACAAAGAGGAGCAGGAAUUUGUGGUAGAAAAUGAAGUGGCCACCUCCUCAAGUGCCAGCGAUGAAACAGCGCCCAAGAUUAAGAAAGAAACGGAAAAUGGCGAGGAUAACAUGCAAGCGACAGCGAGUGAAGCAUUCGAUUUGAGCCCAUUUAUCAGCCAAUUGGAUUUAUUUAAAGAGGAGAGCGAAAUUAUCGAUGUGCUCUGGAAGCAAGAUGUCGAUUUGGGUUUUUCAUUGACACCACCGCAUCUGUUGAAUGCAACCGCUAAUAACGGUAGUAAAGGUGCAAGCGCCGAUGACGAAGUUGAGAAUUUGAAAGCGCUGAAGGAGCUUAAAUUAGAUAAGCCAAGCUUUGAGGGCAAAGAUAACGAUGAUGCUGGCGAUAUCGAUGAUGAAUGGGUUGGUAUACCCUUCACCGUGGACAAUGAAACUGGUGAAUAUAUCCGUUUGCCACUGGACGAAAUUCUUAACGACGUACUACAAUUGGCUGAAUUCGGUAAUAUUAAUAGCGAGUGCUCAAACGAUUCUGUCGCUUCAACAUCGAAAGCUGCGGCUGCAAAAACUAAUAACAACAACGACAAGACCAAAACGGAAACCAGCGAAGACGAGCUAAACGAAAAUAAGGACGUCAGUGCUAUCAUAUCUAACGGUAAAGACGAAGAUUUGGCUAAGAAAACACUCGACACAACCACUGACGGCACCACCAAACAGGAACAGGACAGCACCGAGAAAGAUUAUAUUGAGGAUUUCGAUCUAUCGCUGUCGGAGAUCGAAGUCUAUUCAUUGCCAUCGCCACUUUUCGAUUUAGAUGACGAAGCACGCGAAGAAUUAGCCGAUUUUGACAAAAUGUUACAAUCAGCUGGAGCAGCACCAUCGCCAUUCCACCACCAUCAUUCGCAUCAACGCAGUGCCGGCAUGCAAGGUUAUGUUGGCGGCGGCGCAAAUAGUGCUUUCCACCGUCAAGCAGGCGGUUUCCAUCAUGGUCACCAUCAGGGUCGCAUGUCCCUCAGUCGUGGCGUUUCGAUGGAGCAACGUUUACAGGAUAUUGCCAGUUUCUUCAAUCCGAUAUCGAGCAUGGGUGUAGUCGGCGGCGUCUCCGAUAUGCCACCCUAUCCCCACUAUCCCACACAUCCAUAUUCGUAUCAGGGUGCCGCUGGCAUACCAGCACCACCGCAACACGCUCAAUAUCCACCACCACCACCGCCGCAUUCACACCAUCACAGCCACCAUGCCAUGUUGCAUGCCAACGCCACUUUGGGUGAUAUUUGCCCCACGCAGCCGCAUUAUGGCCAUAAUUUGGGUUCAGCCGUCACUUCUAGCAUGCAUUUGACCAACUCCAGCCAUGAGGCUGACGCCGGUGCAGCUGCAUCAGCCGGCGCUGCAGGCGGCAAUGUGGGCGCCUAUAAAAUGGAACACGACAUGAUGUACUACACUAAUUCUUCUUCGGAUAUGAAUCACACCACUGACGGAUUUAUUAACUCAAUUUUGAAUGAUGAGGACUUGCAUUUGAUGGACAUGAAUGACAGUUUCUGUCGCAUGGUUGACGUAAACAAUAGCACAAGCAAUAACUCGUCGGUACUCGGCGGCAGCGCUGGUCUCUCCAACGGUCAUGCAAGCGCCGGCGGCGGCGGUAGUGCCACAGGUUCAUCAACUAACGGACUCGCAAUGAACGGUGCUGGCGCUACGAAUAGUGCGCUCGCUGGCGGUAUGACAGCCGAUCUCUUGGGUUCGGGUGCGGGUGGCACGAGUGCCGGCGGUGAUCGUUUGGACGCCUCCAGCGAUAGCGCAGUCAGUUCAAUGGGCUCGGAGCGUGUACCAUCCCUCUCGGAUGGUGAGUGGGGUGAAGGUAGCGAUUCGGCGCAAGAUUAUCACCAAGGCAAAUACGGUAGACCGUAUGACUAUAGUUACAAUAAUAAUAAUAAUAAUCGCAUGAACGACGGCACACGUCAACCGCCCGUAGCACAGAAGAAACAUCAAAUGUUUGGCAAACGUUUUCUCAAUGAACAACCCGAUUUGGGCGCGACGCCUACAACCGCUGACAAUGGCAGUAAUAUCGGUGUUGUGCCACCGACUGGCACAAAUUCACUACUAAAUAUUGGUCCCGCACAGUCGAUUAAAUAUGAAUACGAAGCAUAUCCAACCGUACCCGGUCUACAACCGGGCGGCGCUGGCGGUGCACUCAAUGCCGAAGGUGCUAUAGGACCGGUGUUAAGUAACAAGGAGCAGCAGGCAUACGAUUUGAAGUAUGGACCCGCAGUUGCAGGCGCAAUGGGUGGCUAUACGCUGGAUUUCGCACAACGUCCGCCGCGCACACCGCACGAGGUCGUUCAACACAACCACACGUACACACUGCCCCAGGGCACAGGCUCUGUGCCUCGGCCACAGGCGCGCGACAAGAAACUCUCCACCUCAUCGUCAAAGUCCUCUAAAUCCGUCAAUGGUGAGGAGGAGCAUUUGACACGUGACGAGAAGCGCGCACGCGCUCUGAAUAUUCCCAUAGCAGUGAGCGAUAUCAUCAAUUUGCCCAUGGAUGAGUUCAACGAACGUCUGUCCAAGUAUGAUUUGACCGAGAAUCAGCUGUCACUGAUACGCGACAUACGUCGACGUGGCAAAAACAAGGUCGCCGCACAGAAUUGUCGCAAACGUAAGCUCGAUCAGAUACUCUCGCUGGAAGACGAGGUGAAAGAGGUGCGCCGCCGCAAGGAGCAGUUGCAUUCGGAUCGCGACAGUCUGGCUUUGGAGCGUAAGCGCAUAUCGAACAAGUUCGCGGCGCUGCACAGACACAUAUUCCAAUACUUGCGCGAUCCCGAGGGCAAUCCCUGCUCAACGUCCGAAUACACGCUGCAACAGGCCGCUGAUGGCUCCAUUUACUUGCUGCGCAAAUCCGAUGCCACAAACGGCAGUGGCAACAUCAGCAAUAGCAGCAACACAAGCAGCAGUAGCAGCGGUGGCGGCAGCGUAAGUACGUUACUCAGUCACAAUGGCAUGUCGCCACAGCAGCAACAGCAACAACAACAUGCAAUGCUGGGCGCAGCGACGCAUUUGCAACAGCAUCAUCAUCAUCAGCACGCGCAGGCGCCACAACAGCAACAGCAGUUGUCACAUAUGCACACACAGCAAGUGCAACAGGCGCAGCAGCAGCAGCAACAACAACAACAGCAGCGGCAACAUUCAGCGCAUGCGCACGCCCAUCAUCAUCAAACGCAUCAGAAAGAUUGAAAAUUGCUGUUGCAGCACUAUGCGAAUUGGUUUAAAA